AUGGCCAAUGCUGACAGGGAGGCGGAGCAGGCCGGCGUGUCGGACCUGGAGAUCAUCUCUCAGCCUGUGGAUGAUGAGAACCAGUGCUUGGCUCCUCCAGUGCAGCUGCUGAGUUUUGGAUACAGGGAUCUUCCUCUCACAGCUCUGGAUGUGUCGCUGGCCGGAUCGCAGCUCCUUUCCAAUGCAGACGAAGAUGAGAUCAGGGAGGGGUAG
Messenger RNA from Knipowitschia caucasica, 213 nucleotides. The record is from the annotation of a GenBank genome assembly. Lineage: Eukaryota; Metazoa; Chordata; Actinopteri; Gobiiformes; Gobiidae.